Molecule: messenger RNA, 1813 nt
Organism: Ixodes scapularis (black-legged tick)
Lineage: Eukaryota; Metazoa; Arthropoda; Arachnida; Ixodida; Ixodidae
Exons: 1
Coding region: 16-1188 (390 amino acids)
Biological process (GO): retrotransposition
Cellular component (GO): ribonucleoprotein complex
Molecular function (GO): single-stranded RNA binding
Source: RefSeq, a predicted model, not a curated record
GGUGGCAUCGCCAAGAUGACAGUCGUUAACAGCUUCGUGUUCAUUGCACAGGUACUGCUGCUUCUGCCGCCGCACUGGGCCGGUGACGCCGUCAAAAGCUGUCCGGCGGCGAUUCAUCGAGCUGAGCGCAUCAUCACGGCUGAUAACAAGGAAACAGCGACUCAUACAGACCGAAAUUUUCUUCGGUGGACCUUCAACGAAAACCUGGAAUUCUCAAGAUUCACAUCGCCAUCGACAUCGGCUGCCUCAGCGCCAGCGCUGCCAAGUAUAAAAGACCACCCCCGAUCUGCACUCCACUGUGGGCACGGUGGCAUCGCCAAGAUGACAGUCGUUAACAGCUUCGUGUUCAUUGCACAGGUAGGAAAACGCUAUCCUUUCUGUUACCGUAGCAACAACCUUUGUCUUUUUUUGCUGCCGUGCCCACGGACCUGUUUUGCCUUGUUGCGUGAAAUGCGUGCACGAUUUGCUGAUUUGCUCAUGCUGUGCGGAGAUAUAGAGACCAAUCCCGGUCCUGACAGGGCAGCGAUGAUGGAAAUGUUAACUAAUAUCUCGGUCGACAUUAAGGAAAUUAAACUGAGCCAGGCUGCGACAACAUCGAGACUAGAGAAAAUAGAAUCGCGCCUCGAAGGCCUUGAAGAACUCAGGUCCGUUGUGAACAAAAACUGCGACAAGACCAACCGCCUCGAAGCCACCAUCACAUCACUCUCGAACAAAAUUGAUGAUUUAGAGAACCGUAGCAGAAGAAACAAUCUAAUUAUUUUUGGUCUUUCUGAACUACCUAACGAAGAGAGUAGCACCCUCGAGGAUAGAGUAACUAAAGAGAUUCUUGGUGGAAAACUAAAUGUAAAGAUUAAUGGAAUCGAUCGCAUACAUCGCCUUGGGAGGCCAGCUCAUGGCAAAACCCGUCCAGUAAUAUUUCGACUCGUAAACUUUAAAGAUAAAUUGAAUAUUUUACGCAACUGCAAUAAAUUGAAAAAUGAACGACUCUCGAUUAGUGAAGACUACUCAAAGCGAAUUCAGGGCAUUAGAAAAAAAUUACUUGAUAGCUCGAAAUCAAAUAAACUUGCUGGUGAUAAGGUCACGCUUACCUAUGACAAAAUUAAGAUAAAUGGCACAGUAUACAUUUGGAAUGAGGCCAUAAACGAUAAGGUUCCCAUAUCUGAGGAAACCCGGAAUCCCAGUACGUGACCAAGCCCUACUCAAGUCAACCGUGUAUAUGAAUUUCGAUUACUAAACCUAAACGCGCGAAGCAUCGUAAAUAAAACUGAUAAACUUGAAGCUGCUGUUUUGAAUACCCAACCUGAUAUUAUAGCAAUGACAGAAACUUGGCUAUCAGACAGCAUUCUUGACUGUGAAAUCACGCCCCCAAACUAUACGAUUUUGCGCAAGGAUAGAGGUUCUCGCGGUGGUGGAGUAGCGAUUCUUGUAAAAAAUGGCAUUGUAUGUACCCCCUUACCCGAUUGCCCAGAAAUUGAGUGCCUGUGUUGUAAAAUUGCUUAUAAAAAUACGUGCUGCUAUAUACUUGUUCUCUAUAGACCUCCCACUUCCACUUCAGGGUUUUUCAAAAGUAUGUAUAGUUAUAUCAAUGAUAAUAUUAAUGUGAGCAGUAAGAUUAUAAUUGCAGGUGACUUCAAUCUACCUUCCUUAGAAUGGUCCUCUCUAUCGAAAUGUACAAAAUCAUCUCUCGGCGCAGAUAUCCUUACAGAUCUAUGUUUUCAUUAUAACCUCACCCAAAUAGUUACUGAAAAUACCCGUAUUCAGGGAACGUCGCAAUCAAUGCUCGAUCUCGUCUUUGUCACCGAUCAUUUCCUGA